CAAAAAAGAACCAAUGAUUGACAAGAAAUGUUUUCAAUAUGAGGCUGUUACAGAAUGGUUACUACGAAACCAUAAAAUGGUAAAAUGUCAAGGUCACACCAUCAGCGGGACUGAAGCAAGUAUCAUCACAUUUCUGUUUCAACUGAUCACAUGAAAAAUGAAUACACCGAAAAUUGAGAAUGCUGUGGAGUAUAAGCUAAGAGUGCCAAGGAAACUUGUUAAAGAUUACUAUGUCAUGAAGCUAAACGCACCAAGGCCUGUUAAUUUUGGAGAAAUAUCUGAUGCCUAUAUAUCAAGACAUGCCCCAACUGGAGGGGAUGAUGAUUCAAGUGCUGGGCAAUCAGCUGGGGCUGGCAGUGAAUUUGGCAAAGAAUGGAAAGAGGAGAUGAAGCGGCGGAGAAGAGGAAGGGUUAAGAAAGAAGUCACAAAAGAGGAUAUGUUGUAUUCAGUAAAACUUUGUGGCAAAAAAAACAAAAGUUUCAAAGGUAAAAGAGAAGGAACUAUUCUUGAGAACUCUGCUUACUAUAUUUUGACUCAAUCACCAGAUGGGGUCUUUGAAGCUGUUCCAAUUCAAGCUUGGUACAGCUUCAACCCAACUAUCAGUUACAGCACCCUGUCGCAUGAAGAUGUAGAAAAAGAGUUUGCAAAGCGGGAUCGAACCUUGAAUUACCACAACUUGAUGCUACAAAAGCGAAUAAAGGAUGCCGGGGAACCAGGCGAUAGUUCAUUCCUUGGAGAUAAAGUAAAGAGCAUGCAUCGCGGUGACCUGGUUAUUCAUGACGACGAUUUUGAUGAUGAUUACGAUGUCCGCAGUGACAAAUCGGCAGAUAGUGGAGAUAAUACUACAGACAGCAAGCAAAAGAAAGGAAAAGAGGGCAAGAAGAAAGACAAGUAUGUAAGCAAGAAAAAGAAGAGUACAGAAGACGAUGACGAGCAGGACUCCGAUGAAGAAGAGGAAUUCGAUAAUUUCGAAUCGAAAGAAUGUGACUACAUGUCAGAGUCGUCUACAGAUGAUGAGGCAACAUUGCUGGAAGACGAACCCGAACCUGAAACUAACAGAAGAACGAAGGCCAAAGAUGAUCUGAAUGCGUUCACGCUCAGCGAUUCUGAAGAGGAGGAGGAGACAGAAGAAGGCCUUACGUCAGCAGGGAAAGAACUAAAGGAGAUUCUUAAACGGGAAGAAGGUAACGAUGAGAGUAGCUCGGAUGAAGAUGAGGAUAUAGACGAUGACGAAAAAUACUCAAAAUCGGCUCUUUUCAUGCAAGGGAACGAUGGCAAGAAAAAGAAGCCUGGUGCUUCUGGAAGUGUAUCGGGCUCAAGUUCAAGUAGUCGAUCUGCUACACCCACAAUGCAAGGUGAGGCUGCACAAGGAACGUCAAAAUCAGCAAGCAAAUCAAAAGAUGCAAAAUCAAAGAAAGAUGUCAGUAACAGGUCAACUCCAACACAGCAUGGAAGCAAAAAGAAAUCUGACUCAUUAUCUCGCAAACGACCAAGUAGCAAGGAUGUCCUUGAUGAUACACCGCCAAGCAAAAAGGAGAAGAUGCAACAUAAAUCGCUAGCCAAUAUGUCUGGAAAGAAAGGAAAGAAGCCAGGUGAAGGUGAAUCGAUGGCUGCCAGUGACAGUAGCAAAGAACCUUUGGCUAUAACGGAGUCAACAAUCAGACGUUAUCUUGCACACAAACCGAUGACAACUACUGAUCUUGUAAGAAAGUUCAAAACCAAAAAAACCGGCCUCACUAAGGAGCAAACUGUGAGCACCAUCGCAGCUAUUUUGAAGAGGAUAGGCCCAGAAAAACAACACAUCGAUGGAAAAUUGUAUCUUUCGAUUAAGCCAGGCAAGAAAUAGAUGUUUUCGAGGAAUUCGUCUAUAUAAAUUAGGUAGAAUUAGGGUGCACUAUAGCAGUGUCCCAUUCCUUAAUCUAACACUUACUGAAUUUUGUGCAAAAUGGCUUUAGGUGUCCAUCUAUUCUGUAUUUUCUGUCGAUCAAUAAAUUUGAAGAUUUGUUAUUCUCUACAUCGAUCUCUAAAGGUUUUGAAAUCAAGAAGUGAGUUUUCUGCAUCAGGGCCCACGACACUGGGCGAGAGGGGCUAAAAAGACCUUGAUCCCCAACGUUUUGCCAAGUAAAUGAUUUGGAUUCACCCAAAUUUUCGUAUUAAUAAACCUGUAUUAAUACGGAUUAAACAAAUCCGACGAAUAAGAAUCAACAGCGCCAGCAAUUUCUCUGCUUUGCUGCCCCUUCCCAUCCAUGUUUAGAAUCGGCAGUACGGGCCCUGUAAUGAAUUUCAGUCAUGUCAAUAAAACAAUUUUUAACCAGAAGAAUAUAGAUAAAAUAAAAAAGUUCAUUGACAGUCCAAUUUUUCUGAGGUUAUUUCCAUUCUUGAGUACAAUCGUAUCCUGGAAAUGUUCGCAAAACGUAAGGGGUUUUUUAAAAGUGAUUUAACAUAUAUAGAAUGCAAAUCAAAUUCCUACAAUUUUCGGGAAGGGGGGGGGAGGGGGGAGCCAGGACAAGUGAGACCGGACAAGUGAGACCGACUCGCGUCGGAUGGACUUGCCUUUUAAACAAAUCUAAGCUGAUGAACAAAACGAAAAUGUAUAAAAACUACGUUUGAGGAAAUGCCAAGCGACACUGUGCUUUGGCAAUAUUUGGAAUUCAUUUUUCUUGAACUGUGUUGGUCAUUUGAUACUUUGGAGAGGAUUUAUUGACACCAGAAGACCUAUUUCCCUACUAUUUUGCUCGACUUGUUCUUUUGGGGCAACUAAACAAAUGCAGAACAUAAAUGCACGAAAACUAGUAGUAAAGGUCUUUUGGAUAGAUAGGACACAGCUUUGAAGGGGUGUAGCGUAAACGAUAAUAAAAGAUACUGGUUUAUACACGUUGUCACGUUGUUUGUACGGAGCUUUAUAGGUUGAGGUGUCAGUGGCUUUCUUUACUUCACAAUGGUUUAUACGUUACAGAGUACAAAGCAUAGUGGCAGCAGUACAUUUAAUGAUAUAGAAGCGCCGAAGGCGCUAGAUGUCUAACUUACAGGUCCGCUGUGAGGCACAUCUGUUUACUUCCACCAUUUUGACUAGUGGUAAAAAGGAACUUGCUCCAUACCGAGCCCUUAUAAAUUUGGUAAAAGUAAGGAUUUAUUUCGUUCACUUCUCUUUCGAAUAUCGAUGUGAAAUUUGGUGAGUGGCCUUAUAUUGCACUUAAAUUUAUGAAUUAAUUUUAAUAUUGGAAAAAUAAGCCGUCGUUCGCAAAUUCCAAGCAUUUACAGUCGCGGUGCUUGCUGUGGUGUUUUCUGUCUCGUCGAAAUUCCAGAAAAUAAUGAUUGAUCUGUUUUAAAACGGAUCCAGCAACAAUGUUUAGCCACUCAAUGCAUAAAUUUCUUAACACAUUUGUACAAAGAUGUGAUUUAGUUACUUUUUCUUUGUUUGUUUACAGAAACUGCUAUGAAAUAUCUAGGCCAAACUCCAGAAAAGCCGAAAAUAGGUCAUAAUUCAAUGCUGGGAUAUUAAUAACAGAAUCUAGAUAUGGUAACCAAUUUUUGAUUUAUAUAAUCAUUGAUAUUUUUAAACUAUUUCAAAACCAAACUCAGGGACGGUCUGACGUCAAAAUCGCAGGGUGGCUAGAAAAGUCAAGCAUGGUUUAGGGCGUGGCGGGAAAAAUUGAGCCAAACCCACUAAAAAUGUGGCUUAGAAUACGACUGAUUCAAUAAAAAUUGAUAAUAAAGCAAUACGCUAAACAGCAGCAGUAUAUCGACUUUAAUUAGUAAAUUCGGACCCAAUUGGAUCCAUACCUUUCCUCUCGUGUAAAGAGGCUUUAAAAUCCCAUGUAGAGUUAAGAAUCAAGAUCAAAACUUAUUUAAAUUCUCAGAGUUUCAACUCUUUUCGAAGAAGUGCAAAUGAAUCAGCAAAUUGGCCAAUUACUUGCUCGUAAUCAAGUGAAAGAUUUCUCUACUUUUGAAAUUAUCAGCAGCGCUGAAUAAUCUUUCAAAGGAAACUUGGGUGCAGCUAAGUGUCAUCAAGCAUUUAUACGCGUUGUAGAGGGAAGGGUAUGCUGCUAGGUGCAUGUUGUAUUCACUAAUUUUUUUAUAAAAACCAGUAAAUUUAGGUUCAGGUUGACUGUUCUUAAUUUUCACAAAAAUCCGAGGGUGGAUUGUCCUUAAUUUGUUCUUAAUAUAAUAGGGUAUAAGCAGUGCGAUUGCUAGAUUUUUCGCUCUUGGGAGGUGUUCAUGCAUUUUUUUGCAACAAAGUGAGUGAGACAGCCUUCAUUUGACGAUAAGAUUGAAUAUUCACCGAAAAGCAACCACAUAUGGCUUGAAAUCCUCGUUUUGGGAUAAAUUUGUUGUUCAAAAAUGCAUUAAACAGUAACUCAGCCUUAGCUUGUUCCUAAUUUGAUCUCAACUUUUGACCAGUUUUGAUGAUCAUAUUUUUAUAAAAUUGUUAUAUAUGAUAAAAGAUAUAAAUAUAUAAAAAAAAUAUAAAUGAGCGUCUGUACAAAGUUUUGAAUGUGCAUGGUAUGCACAGUUGGCAAGCUUUUACCCUUUUGAUAAGGGGUGUCGAUGUAUUUGGACUUUAAUCGCAAUAUAAUCAGUCUAGGGUAUUAAGUAUUUGACAUUAAGUUAAACAAUUUUCUCCAACGCGGAAAGGCCCGUAAAUUUUUUGUACACAGGGCCCGGAUGGCGAUCGCCACUUUGCCACCCGGGCCAGACCGCCCCUGACCACACUCGUUGCUUGUAAUGAUAUUCGGCUGUUUCAUUGUUUCUUCAUAGUAGUCUUUUUUUCUAAGGUCACUUCAACAAACAUGCAGUUAGCCUCUUAGGUGAGUUAGAUGGCCAUAAAUAAAGCUAAACAGCGUGCAUGGAAAGCUGAAACUAAUUGAGACCAAUUCUUAUGCAUUUCUUCAAGCAGGUUGAAUAAGUUAGACUUGAUGUUUCUAGGCUUCUGGGGCAUUUGUUGAGUUAACAAAAAUUAGAAAGGUAGAGUGGCAUAGGUCUCUGUAAUGCUGCGUCUUCUUUGGCUUUUGAUAAUAUUUCAUAAUUGUUUGAUAAAAUAUGUAUCUCGUUUUGUAUCAACUGACAUACUGACACUUUAUUUAGCGCCUUUUGUUCGUUUCCGACUGAAUUGGACAUGUGUCAAAAUUGACAUUUUCUAUGCUACUCUUCUCUCAAAAAUGCGUCACAGACAAAAAGUUUCACCUUUUGGUCCUUACAUUGUGGGAAAGGCUUUCCACGCCACAUCUAUUUGUUUUUCACAGACUUUUAGGCUAGAAUCAACUCUUUCCAUUAUUUGUCUUACUUCUUUGGCAGUUUUUUCCGUUUAUCAAUGUAUCGACAUUCGAUCCUGCUUAUAAUGCUCUCACGCGGCCUCGGGGCCAUAGAAAAGACCAACGUUUCCGAAUUUUAGUUUAUUUACAGCUUUUUGGAUAGAGGUAAAAAAACCUAAACUUACUUUACAAAAUGAUACACAGGUUAAACCAUAGACAAUCGGGAAAGUGUACUAUUUCAAGCUAUAAUUCUGAGAUCCUAUCUUGCUCGCCCCUUGCGCCUGUACCUUCCGGCCGGCAAACUGCAACAUAUUUUUCAAUUUCUAGAAAUUUUUGUCUGUGUUUUGCUUGGACACUGAUCUGUAAACAAUGAUUUCAACUAGUGCCUGUAGAUCGGGAGGUGGGGCUUUGCACUCAUAUUUUGUUAAACGGCCCAGAAUUCUGUGGCAUGGACAUGAUUUCCGAAAGUGCGCAUUUUGCUUCGUGUAGCCUCUGCGUUGCAUAUGGAAUCGAGGCUUGGAUCGAAACCCGAAUUCUCAGAAAGUUUGGUUUGAGGGAAUGAGGGAAUGCAAAGCCUAUACUGAAGAGUUUGUUUGAAAGGAGCACGAGAUGCAUCAAGUCCUGCACUGUAGAUUAGCAAACUAGCAGAGCUCUAGAAAUCUAAGCAGUUUUGAAA
Rhopilema esculentum is the source of this 5928-nucleotide messenger RNA. RefSeq names its product general transcription factor IIF subunit 1. Gene Ontology annotation, molecular function: RNA polymerase II general transcription initiation factor activity; DNA binding; TFIIF-class transcription factor complex binding. NCBI's taxonomy places the organism in Eukaryota, Metazoa, Cnidaria, Scyphozoa, Rhizostomeae, Rhizostomatidae. Gene Ontology annotation, cellular component: transcription factor TFIIF complex; nucleus. The record is from RefSeq and is a predicted model, not a curated record. Gene Ontology annotation, biological process: transcription initiation at RNA polymerase II promoter; positive regulation of transcription elongation by RNA polymerase II.